CCUAGAAAAUAUUUAUGGAUUAUUUGGAGAUGAAUUAGUUGAUGCUGAACGUAAGUUAGAUACAGUUGACUUUGAAGAUUUUCAUAAAUCAUUAUGUGCAGGAGUAGAAGGUAGAGAAAAUGGACCAGAAUUCGCACAUGCUUUUUUGAGUGUAUUUUUUAAAAAAAAUUCUUUCAAGGUUCCUACUUUAAAAGAAAUUUCAUAUAUUAAACUUUUGGAAGAAGAUUUAUCUAACGG
Messenger RNA from Racocetra persica, 237 nucleotides. The record is from the annotation of a GenBank genome assembly. Lineage: Eukaryota; Fungi; Glomeromycota; Glomeromycetes; Diversisporales; Gigasporaceae.